CCGACAUUCAGAUUUUUUUUACGCGUCUGGUUGAGUAUGGAAAAAAGCCAUCAGAAAACAUAUUAAUUCCCCUGUGCUAAAAGGCAUCCGAAUCCCCAUCUAGAAUAAUUGUGUAGCGUGUCACUGUGAUUCUGCCAACAUAAUCCAGUGUUGACUAGCUCCAUUUUUGUAUAUUGUUUUGUCAUCUGUUGUGUGUAAGCAAACUGAUCACGUGUGUAGGUGAGGUCUCCAGCAAUUUGCUAUAUGGAAGCUGCAACCGAAUCCACAACAGAAGAUUACCCGACCAAUCUGACAAUCGAUGACGACCCGUUUGGAGAUGACUACACCAGCGUAUCGGAGGACCUUUUCUACUACUAUUACUAUUAUGACGUCAUCGUUCUUAUCCUGAGACUGAUCCUUUGCGUCCUUUUUGUUUCUGCCAGCAUAUUCUUGGCGAUCGUUAUUCUAAGGUUCAAGCGACUGCACACCAGGAGCAACAUCUACAUUCUACACAUGUGCUUUCUGCACGUGUUCGUUUACACGCUACCUCUGUUGUAUUUCAUCAUUUAUGUGAUGAUAAGAGGACAUCUACAUGAAUCAGCAUUUUUCCAAACACUCAGUACGACACUUUCAUUAUACAUAACCAUUGGUUUUUUGUUAGGCGUCGAUUGGUUCGUGUUUGCACGAAAGCCAAAUUGGGUAGGUACUUAUGAUAGGUACUUCAAGUAUGUUUUGGCCUUUGUAUAUCUAAUCUUUAUACUAGAAUGGGCAGUAGCCUUUUUUUACUCCAGAGUGUAUCACUUAGUUGUACUUAGGUCUUUAGUAUUCUCUAUAUUUUAUAUUUUAUAUAUUACGGUGUUGAUAGUAUUGAAUAUCCUGAAGAGGUGGCUGUUUUUGACAUCAGCGUCCAAAAGGACUGAGUAUGCUUUUAUCGUAUCAAAUAUCACGCUAUUCAGUUUCCUUCCAUUGUUGAUUUUUCACACAAUCAAUGAAUUUACUCUACAUGUAAGUCCCUAUUUUAAUCUUUUCAUGCAUUAUUUGGAACCUGUUCCUUCGACCAUAGCUCUUGGCCAUCCAAUUUUGAUUGUGCAUUUGCUAGGAAAGGAGAAUAAAUAUUUCAGGAUGGCGUAUAGCAAAAUGUUCAAAAGAUCGCUUAGAAACUACAUUGAUGACAAUUUGGACGAUUCUUCAGAUCGGGGUAACGACAGUAGCGCAAAUCUGAUCACAGAAACUAGGAUAGAUCUCAAUAGAUAAGACGAUGCUUGAUCAACGUAAUACUACAGUUUGAGCUGAUUUGAGAUGGAAUCAGAAAUAUCUGUUUGUUUAAGCUGUGAAUAUGGUUAUGAAUACAAUAUAAGUUGAUGGGCAUUAUCUGGGUCAAGUCCUUGCUUUUACUGAAUACCAUGUAACACAAGUCCAUAAAAUUUAUGAAAGAAUUCGCUAACGAACAGCUAAUAAAGAGCGGUAGCUUUCCCUAAUAAACAUAAAACUCAUCCAUCAUUAUAAAUCUUCUAGUAUUUAGAAACAUGAGUGUAUACUAUUCUUGAUCAGUUAACUUGUAGUAUCUUGAAUAAAGAAGCUUAAAUAUGAAAAAAUGGGUCGCUUAUCCGCUUUCAUUCAGACAUCUGGGGAUAAAUAUGCGUUAUUAUGUAAUAAAGUUAUACCAAGACAGCCCUUGAAUUAAAUUCACGAAAAAACUGUAAUUUAGCUUUUUGAAACCGAAAGUAAAGUGCGUUUAGCUGAAAAACGACGGUAAGGGACAUUAUUUCUGUGUAAGGCUUUACUGUAACUACAUAUCUACUUCUUAGAACUUAUAACAAGUGUAUAAUAAAUUAUUGUGUAUACAUGUAUUUUGUUUAAUGUAUAUAAACAUAGACUUAUUACAUUAUCGACAACAAAGCUUUUGUUUUUAAGAUGCAUCUGAGUUAAGUAGGCAGAUCUUUAUCAUGUACAGUAUGUGUUAAAUACGUAUCCAAACUUGCCGAUGUCAUUAAUAAUUAAUUGCAAAGAGUGUUGCCAUGACUAUACUGGAUAAUUAAAUUGCGGCACUUCGAGAUUAGUGGUGAAGCUUCUUUGUCUAAUAAACACUUAAUGAGAUUAAGCGUACUGUACUGUAUAACUUAAUUAAAUCAAGAGAUAUCACCCAGUUGAUCAAUUUUAAUGACCGCGAAAUGA
Molecule: messenger RNA, 2154 nt
Organism: Acanthoscelides obtectus
Lineage: Eukaryota; Metazoa; Arthropoda; Insecta; Coleoptera; Chrysomelidae
Source: the annotation of a GenBank genome assembly